AUAGUAGCAAGUUGAACCUGGAGGCACAAAGAUUGUCCGCUUCCGAAGCUAUCAUUCCUAAGGAGUCCUACAAAACCAUUCCGGAGGACAUAGAUCACCAGCAUAAGGUUGACGUUGAGGGACUAGAAAACGGUCUGUGUGAUCUUUUGUCACAUUGUGUCUUUUGCAUGGGUAUUAUCAUCUUUUCUAUCUUUAAUUUUCUAACUAUAUUUUAUUUCUAAUUUCCUAUCUGCUCUGCCUCUUUUUGCUAUAUUUUCCACCACGUCAAUGCGCACAGUGUGUCUAUCUUCCUAGUCGUGUGACGUGGGUCUCUCUGUGAGAUGAUCUCGUGAUUGAGAAUAACCUACAGUGGUCACUCAAUGGAUUUCUUCAUACAACAAUGUCCGGAAAAUUUAUGGAAGAUGUCAUAUUUUGCAUGGAUUGCAUCAGAAAAUUGACGCAAAUAGCAGGAAGGACUUUUGCCCUAAAUCCCCAUUUACUGUCUGGUCCAAAUCCAUUAGCACCACUGAAGGUUAUUCUCACGAUAUUUUAUCUCACUUAUCACUUUUUUCAGACAUCUCUUCUUCUUUUUUUCUUCCUCACCACCAGUUCUCGUAGAUACCGUAGAUUGUUUGUCUUCCUCAUGUACAGCUUCUCCCGAACUUUGCAUCUCCUUCUUCCCCUAUGCCCCCUCAACCUCUCCCAAAAAAGUAUAUUCUAUCAGCUUUUGUACAAAGCCAAGUGAUAAUUGUUUCCAACAACUCUAUCAGCUUCUCUGUCCUCUCAGCUUAAUUUUCGUCACACCAGUUAUUUGCUUGAGUAGUUCGGCGAUUCACAAGAUUGCUGUGAAUCGUGCUCUUCCAGUAGAGCAUCCUUAUUAGAGCCAAUUGGGAUUUGAAGUUUCCCUUCUUCAAUUUAUUGUAUAAUAUUUUAUUCACAGAGAUCCAGGAGGGUUGGUCAUUGAGAAACUCUGAACCAUAGAGAUUUUGUAACUUGAUCUUGAUGCAACCCAAAAAAGGGCAUGCUAUAUGAGCUUCUGUUAUAUCAAAAUUAAUUUUUAGAAGUGUAUUGGUUUUAUCCUCUCUUGUAAAUUUUUGCAAAUGGUCAGUUAGAUUUUUCGGAAAACCGUAAGCCCCUAUUAUCUCUUAUUAGGCUUAUUAGCACAAAAUGAUUCAUGGACUAAACGGAAUAUAAUCUGCUAAAUAAGAUAUCACGACAAUCACCAUAAAGUAUUAAAUUUCGAUAAUUUAAAUUAAAUCCAUAUAAGUUACUUCAGUUUGAAUAUGAUUUGCUUAUUUGCUUUUAUACAUAGAAUUACCACGAAUAAGCUGAGAUAUUAUAAAAUAAAUUGCUGAAAACAGCUGAAGAUGGUUUUUUUUUGUUAGCCAAGUCGAAGCAAGAAAGCAAAUUUCUUUACAGAAAGUCUGCGACGUAAGAGCAUAUUUGGUACUUUUUUUUAGGCAAGUUAUGAAAAAAAAAUAUAGAAAAACUGUAAAGAAAUGAAGCUUCAGAGAAACUGAAAAUUUCAAUUGAUCGAGAUCUUUAGAAAAUAUUGAUCUAGUAAGGGAAAUAGUCCAAAUAUUUCAAGGGAUUGAACUCCUUCCGGACCGGAAACGUCAGGGGUGUGUUGUAAUUCUUUUAUGACAGGACAACACAGAAUUCGUAUAGAAAAUCGUGUUUAAAUGUUUAAAAUCAGUUAUUUAAAUAUUUAGAAAGUCCUAUAUGCAGGUUCUAGGGUGGAGGUUUACCUGUGCUCUCGCAGGUCUCGUUUGUCUACUAAACUGAUAAGGGUUUAUAAUGAUUUUUCAGCAUCUUAUUGAUUAACUGUCCUUAAUAUCUAAACCAAAAUCAAAAUUUUUCCAAAAAUAUCUUCUGUGAGGAAAUGAAGAAAAUUAAGCCAUAGAUCUGAAGAGCGUUUUAGAAAUCCAUAUAACAUGUUAGCUAUGUUAGCUUUAUUUUUUUUAUGUCGAUGAGGAUUAUCUUUUAUUUUAUUUUAUUUAUUUAUUUAUUUCAUAUACUGCUUUUGAGCUAGCGAACUUGAAAGCAAAAAUUUGACGGAUGUAUUCAAUGAAUUUAAUGUUUGUGUAAUAGUGGCCACCGGCGUCUUAUGCCCUAGACCUAGACACACUUACGACUUAAGCCGAGAGACGACUUAGUGGAAAAUGAUGGAAAUGCAUUUUAACCAUUAUUUGUAAUAUAAUUACGCUAAGCCGUCUCUCAGCUAAUCCUCAGGCUGUCAAGGCCCUUAGCGUUGAUAACCAAUCUCCAGAGUAUAAUGAUGGGAGACUCUUUAAUUUUUUUUUGUGCUUUAGAUAAAGGAGAAAAUGAAAAUAAAAGAGCUUUAGCAUAAAAAAUAUAAAAGGGUCUAUUAUAAGGUUGUUCAGCAAUUCAGUUUUGAAAUUCAGGUCCAUUCUGGAUUUAUGCGUUCACGAUUUUAGUUUCCGGGAUUAUAACCAGGGCACGAUUUUUCUAUUUACUGGGCCGUAUAAUUUAAAAAUGAUUCAUUAUUUUUAUAAUCAGACAUAUUAAAAUGAGUUAGCACGUGAUUUUUUUUUCGUGGGUAAGAGCAAGAAAUCUUACCACAUAAAACAUCUAUUAGAUCCUUAAUUUUUUUUAUUUAAAGCUUUAUGAUGCAUAUUAAUUUUUUUUUCUAUGAUAGAUGUUGAAGUGAUAAAGAAUAUACUAAUUACAUCUUAAUAAUUGUCAAUCUAAAAAAAACUGUGCAAGAUGUUAAAAAUUCAUUGUAAUAAAUUUCCGUAAUUUCCCAUCCUUUUACAAGUGAAGAUAGGAAAAUUAACACUAAAUCUAUCGAUGCCAACCGUUUUGUGUGUUUUUUCCUAGCUCGCUCGGUUAAAUGACAGGUCACGGUAGGUUAGGAUACUCAAUAAAUUUUUCUUGAAGAAGAGGAAAAAAUAAUUUUAAAAAGUUUUUAAACCAGUCAAUUUGACCGGUCUGGGUAGGUUUAGUGUUAAAAAGAACGUCCUAGUACUUAAAUAUUUUUUCGCUAAUCUGUUGUAAUUUUUUACCGUUCCGUUAAUAUGGAUUUAAGAUCAUUUAUUUGGUCUUUCAUAGAGGAUUUUAAACGGGAGAAAAUGUAGUCUGAGAAAUUAAAUAAUGCAGUUCUACUACAUAAAAAAGUAGAUCUCUAUUAAAUACUUAAGCAGACCUUUAAUUCCCCGUUCAAGAUAAAUUUUAACUUUUAAUAAUUUUAAAACUUACAAAGAUCAAAUAAUCACGAGAUACAUUUUCUGAGCAAUGACCAUCCCUCUGCGGAGAUGCAUAAAUCUCACUGCGCAAAUAUUUAUUGUGACUGUGUAUUUUUCUCUCCCUGACGAAAACAGUGAUAAGCGAUUCAGUGAAAAAUUCCAAUAUGGUGCGUGAGAAGGUGGAUAUGUCUGAGGAGGGGGCUGACGAGAAGAUGUUAGGGACUGGAGAUGAGGAGCAGCAGAAUCUGGCCAAGAAGGAAGAGGUGAAAUUUAUCAGUGGUGACCAGCAAAAUGGCGAUGCAAAGAUUGAUAUUGGGACAGUGGACAAGACAUUCACGGGAAUGACCAAGGAAGAGCUCAUGAAGUAUGCCAAUGAUCCGUUCUGGGUCCGUUUGCGCUGGUUCCUGUUCAUCUGCUUCUGGGGUCUGUGGGCAGGGAUGUUGAUUGGGGCUGUCUUGAUCAUUAUCUAUGCGCCAAAAUGUGCAGCUCCUGAGCCACUGUCGUGGUGGAAACAGGGACCAUUGGUGAAGAUUGAUACUCCAACGCCUGAUGAUUCUGUUGUAGAGGCUAUUAGGACUCUGGGUGUUAAGGGUGUUAUUUAUGAAGUUCCCGCCGAUGAAACCUACAAUAUAGCCAGUGAACCAGCUAUUUCGGAUGCUCUGAAGAAACUCGCUGGUGCUUUCACUGCUUUUGGCAUCAAUUUGAUUGUCGAUCUUACACCGAAUUUUGUUACGCGUCAAGAUCCAUUGUUCCAGAAGGCCAUGAACAAUCCCGAGGCGAGAAGUGCAUUUGUAUGGCGCGAAGGCAAUCAGGUGCCGAAUAAUUGGAGGUCAUUAGUAAAUGGAAGUGCUUGGACGAAUGAAGGUGGUCAAAUAAUCCUCCAACAAUUUGGACCUGAUCGCUUUGAUCUGCAACUCAAAGAUCCCUUGGCUCUGGCCAAGCUCAAGGGAGUUCUGAAGGAGGUGGUUGGCCUAGGAGUAAAGGGUAUCCGCCUAGCCAAUACGAAGCAUUUUAUCAUUGAUGAAAGUCUGACCGACGAUGGACCAUCAAAUAAUCCCUAUUACGAUCACACACACUAUGGUUUCUGGACACAUGCACAUACAACGUAUCAAGAAGGAUUGGGAGAAUUGCUGUACGAUCUCAAGGCUUACGUUCACAAUCUCACUGAAUCUCAGGGAUUCCUCGCUGCUUCCGAUGACAUUGAUCGUCCGGAAGUUUAUAUGUCCAAGAAUGGACUUCAGUCCCUGGACAUGAUUCAACUGGGACGUGUUCCAAAUCUCCUAGCUAACAGCACAACAGCUGAUCAUCUCUAUCGGGAGCUGAGGAAUGUAUGGGAGAGUACAGUUGAGGCAGGGAAGCAUUUCUGGCUUCAGUGGAAUUAUGUGAAACAGGAGUUCUUGAAGCAUAUCACAAUAUCAGAGUACAAUAUAUUCCUUCAGCUGAUCCCUGGAGUUCCUGUGUUCAAUGUAGAUGCUCCCAGGGCGAAGCCACAGGAUUUCUCUACGGAGACUUUCCAUAAGAUUCGUACUUCACCUUCCUACAUGCACGGGAGCUUUGAUCUCUACAAAGAUGUCAACAAUACUGUCAUCGGAUAUUCCAGGACAAAAUCUGGCAAUCCGGGCUUCUUUGUGGUGCUCAAUCCAACUGAGCAUCACGUUGAUGCCAAUUUCUCAAAUGUUGUUGGGAUAGCGGAAGAACUAACGAUCCAUACAACAAGUUCCAACUACAAUGUCACCGAUGUGGCUGUGAAAGCUAAAGUGCUCAGUUCAGCUAUUCCUGUGUCAGGAUAUUCAGCUAUGAUCCUCACUUACGUCCCUAAAGCCUAAAGGCUGCGAAGAUGUAUCAAGAAGGUCAUGAUCAUUCUCCAGUGGUUCAUGUGUAAUCCGAUGAACUUUUACCCUUUUAGUGUUUACAUCGGAUUUUUAAGCUCUAGCUUCGAGAAUUUUUGUUGCUUCGCUUAGAAUUUUUAGUUUCUCAGAAAAAAAUACAAUGGAACAAGCAUAC
Phlebotomus papatasi is the source of this 5189-nucleotide messenger RNA. It is a transcript of the gene CD98hc, whose product is annotated as maltase A3. The coding region runs from base 3350 to 5011 and encodes 553 amino acids. Gene Ontology annotation, biological process: carbohydrate metabolic process; amino acid transport. The transcript is spliced from 4 exons. NCBI's taxonomy places the organism in Eukaryota, Metazoa, Arthropoda, Insecta, Diptera, Psychodidae. The record is from RefSeq and is a predicted model, not a curated record.